Molecule: messenger RNA, 2219 nt
Organism: Oryza sativa Japonica Group (Japanese rice)
Lineage: Eukaryota; Viridiplantae; Streptophyta; Magnoliopsida; Poales; Poaceae
Product: vacuole membrane protein KMS1
Cellular component (GO): endoplasmic reticulum; membrane; endomembrane system
Source: RefSeq, a predicted model, not a curated record
GUCAGCGCGCGAGUCCGAGUAAUAUUCCCCCACAACCUCUGCCACAACGGAAAACAACGGCCUCGCUUUGCUCCUCCAAAAUCGAAGAGAAAAUUUCCAACACCCCACCCUCCCCCAUCGCCUCCUCCUCCCGUCUCGGCCGGGGCGGACAUAAAUACGAGCCGCUCGACGGGGAACCGCCGCGCCGCGUCCACCACCCACCACAAGCUCGCCGCCGGCGUCGCGGACGGCGGCUCAUCCCGGUCCGGCGUGCGAUCCGGCUGACUGGCCGGAGACCUAGGAGCUUCGACCCCCCCCCCCCCCCCGCGAUCUGGGCGGCCCAUGGUGGGGUCGGUACCGCAGGGCGGCAGCCGCGGCAGCGAGAUCUAGGGUUUUCGGCGCCUCGGGGGUGGGGAGGGAGCGAUGGGGCGUCGGAAGGUCGCCGCGGCGGCGGCUGCGACGCCGCCGCGUGGCUCGUCGAAGGCCGGGGGCGGCGUCAUAUCCGAAAUCCGUGAGAAACACAAAUUGGAACUGGAGAAUUUGACACUAACAAAGCAUCCAUUCAGGACAUUACGUUUUUUCAUGUUAGCUAUGUUGCAAUACUUGAAAAGAUUAGCAACAUAUAUCCUGAGUAAGGGUGCUUUGUUUGUUGUCCUCAUUGUGUUGGUGCUAGCUCCUGGAAUUUUACUUGCGGUUACAGAUGGUCUGCAUAAAAAGCAUGUGCAGGAGUUCCUGAAUUAUGCUAGAUUUGUGUUGUGGUGGGUUUCACUAGGCGUGGCUUCGUCAAUUGGACUAGGUUCAGGUUUGCAUACAUUUGUUCUGUAUCUGGGCCCUCAUAUUGCCCUCUUCACUAUUAAGGCUGUUCAAUGUGGUCGGAUUGAUUUGAAAACUGCUCCAUACGAUACCAUACAGCUUAAGCAAGGGCCAUCAUGGCUGGACAAGAAGUGUUCAGAUUUUGGACCACCAGUGUACCAAGCAUCGGCUCAUUCUGUCCGGAUCCCAGUCUUUGAAUUACUCCCUCAGGUUCAGCUGGAAGCUGUUCUUUGGGGCAUUGGCACAGCGCUUGGGGAGCUCCCUCCUUAUUUUAUAUCACGAGCUGCUCGUUUGUCAGGAAGUGAACCAGAAGCUGUGAAGGAGCUGGAUGCUGCUGCUUCGGAUGAACAUGGUCCAAUAGCAUCCACUCUCAAUCGAACAAAACGCUGGCUCCUUUCCCACUCUCAGCAUCUCAACUUCAUUACUAUCUUGAUUCUUGCUUCGGUUCCAAACCCACUGUUUGACCUUGCUGGUAUAAUGUGUGGGCAAUUUGGCAUUCCCUUCUGGGAGUUCUUCUUUGCUACUUUGAUUGGGAAGGCCAUCAUCAAGACCCAUAUUCAGACAUUAUUUAUUAUCUCCUUGUGCAACAAUCAACUCUUGUAUCUUAUGGAAAAGGAAUUAAUCUGGAUAUUUGGUCACAUUCCUGGGUUUUCUGCCUCCUUGCCAUCUGUGAUUGCAAAGCUCCACAGUGCGAAGGAUAAGUAUUUAUCAACACCAACAUCGGCCACAUCAUCCUCAAAAAUGGAGGAUACACAGUGGAAUUUCUCUUUUACAUUGGUCUGGAACACUGUGGUGUGGCUUGUGCUUGUGAACUUCUUCAUUAAGAUCGUCACAUCAACAGCUCAAGAAUAUCUCAAAAAACAGCAGGAUAUAGAGAUGGAGCUUAUUACUGAUUCCUCGCCCCAGAGUCAGUCUAAAACUAACUAAAUAUUGCAACUUGUGGUGUUUAUUCAGCUGCAAGUUGCAAAUAUUCUCCUCAUGAGAUUAUACUCCUGGCCAAAGCCCUUGCAGAUGAUAUCAAGUACCGGUACUAAGUUGGUAUUUGUAGUUAUUCAUCUGUUCAGUGAGCAAAUAUACGGGCUUCAUUAACUUGCCCAAGUGAUGGCUGCAACCUUUUGCCAUUGAGCCCUGGAUUGGCUGUUCCUCGAGGAGAACAAGUUAGGCUGCUAUUCUUUAGACGUCAACACGGAUGAACCUUUUAGGAAUUGUUUAUGAAGAACGGUUGCAUUAGUGAGGUGUAUCACUGGUGCCUUUUUCUUUCUGUUUUGGAAAUACUUUAGAAAGCUUGAGAGGAUUCGACAGCUAUACUUUCAUUGUUCAAUUCACUGUAAAAUGCAGAUUUGCAACUGGUGCCGGCUAGAAUAUAAUGGAAUAGUAGACUAUUUCGGCUACGCAUACUCUGCGAAUGAAACUUUUGAGUUUUGAUA